Messenger RNA from Tyto alba (common barn owl), 2095 nucleotides. It is a transcript of the gene FAM181B, whose product is annotated as family with sequence similarity 181 member B. The transcript has a single exon. NCBI's taxonomy places the organism in Eukaryota, Metazoa, Chordata, Aves, Strigiformes, Tytonidae. The record is from RefSeq and is a predicted model, not a curated record. Bases 82 to 1167 code for a protein of 361 amino acids.
CGCCUUUUCCCCGCCGCCGCCGCCGCCGCCCGCCCGGCGCAGCCCUGCGGAGCUCGGGGCGGCGGCGCCCGGCCGCCGGCCAUGGCCGUGCCAGCCGCGCUGCUCAGCCCCCACCACCUCCUCUCCUUCUGCUUCCCCGCCGCCGGCAGCCUCCUGGGCUAUGCCGACCUGGAGAAGGGCUACGAGGGCGGCGGCGAGGGCGACGCGGGGGACUUUCGAGAAGCCACCCGGGACCUGCUGAGCUUCAUCGACUCGGCCUCCAGCAACAUCAAGCUGGCGCUGGACAAGCCGGUGAAGUCCAAGCGGAAGGUGAACCACAGGAAGUACCUGCAGAAGCAGAUCAAGCGCUGCACCGGCAUCAUCGCCGCCGCCCCGCCGCCGCCUCCCGCCCCGCCGCCGCCCGCCGCCUCCUCCUCCUCCCCGCCCGCCGCCUGCCCCGCCAAGCCCCCGCCGCGCCGGGAGGCCUCGCAGGCGGCCAUUAGCCUCCAGAGCAAGAGCCUGGCCGCCCUCUUCGGCUCCCUGCAGCCGGGCCGGGGCGCGGCGGGCGGCGAGGCGGCGGGGGGCGGCGGGGCGGCGGGGGGCGGCGGGGCGGCGGGCGGCCCGCGGAAGGUGCCGCUGCGGGACCGCAACCUGCCGCCCUCCUUCUUCACGGAGCCGGCGCUGCCCGCCGCCGCCUCCUCCUCCUCCUCCUCCUCCCGCGGGCCGCCGCCGGACGCCAAGGAGCUGGAGAAGGCCGGCGGGGAGGCGAGCGAGUUCUUCGAGCUGCUGGGCCCCGAGUACGGCGGGCUGCUGCCCGAGCACGCCGCCCCGCCGGACGCCUUCCCCGCCGCCCGCCUGCCCGCCGAGCUGGGCCUGGAGCACGGCCUCUACGAAGUGCCGCUGCCCGCCGCCCACCACCCUCUGCUGGGCGGGCUGCUCUACCCCGAGCCGCCCUGGAGCCCGGCCGGGCCCUGCAGCCCCCCCAAGAAGGCGCCGGCCGAGGCGCUGCGCCCGCUUUACCCCGGCGGCGGGGAGCCGGGCCCCGGCGGCGGCGGCGGCGGCGAGGAACCCGGUGGCCACUUGCCGCCGGGCUUCGCCCCCUUCUUCCCCGAGUGCCCGCUGGCCCCGCCGCAGGGGCCCUACGAGUACGGCGCCGGCUUCCCCCGCCCCGCCUACCCCGGUCUGUAGGGCAGCGGGGGGGAGGGGGGGGGGGGGGCUCGGCCCCUCGCCCCCAAGUGCCCCCCCGGUACGAUGAGACGGAACGGGGGGGGGGGUGGGGGGAGCGGGCGAGCCCACCCGCGGGGAGCUGACGGACGCUCGGGGGGUGAGUGGGGACCUCCCGCCGCUCACGCGUGGGGCCGGGGGCUCCGCUCGCCCCACCGCGCGUGUGUGUGGGCUGUGUGUGUGUGUGUGUGUGUGUGUGUGUUUCCCCCCUCCCCACCCAGACCCACGCAGGAUUCACCCUUGUGCUCUGCGAGUCGCCUCCUCCUGCGGUUUGGGAGACGCUGCAAAUAAAAUGUGAAAUACUGGGUUCCUUCAGGUGUUUUUCUACUUUUCCUUAGCCUUCCGUAGGGGUCAGGUUUUGUUUUAUAGGCAGACGUGGCUUGGGGUACCUGUCUCGGGCGGCCUUGCGACGGGGGCUGCUCUUCUUGAAGGCGGCCGUGACGACUUGUAAAUGAUUUCGGUCUAAAAGUAAGACUCCGUCACGUCUUGCGGCGCACUUAAAAUUUCUCCCGGGCUGGUGUGCGUUGCAAGCGCUGAUGGAUGCUCAGUUGAGGACACAAAUGGCGAGGGGGGGGGAAUUAUUAAAAUAAAGCAAAAUUAAAAAUGCUGCUACCAAAACAUAAAGUCCUGAAAUUUAACAGUGUCUUGCAGGAUCUUACAAACAGUGAUAUGUAAGUUAAUUGAUGAUGUAAGUUCGGGACAAAAAUGUACUGUAGCCACCGCGGCGAUGUGAUUCCUACAGACCGUUGGAUUUCUUCCAGGAAUGUGUCAAAGCUCGGAAAGCAAUGCGGCUCGGUCUCAGUGUGUACAGGAGAUUAUUUGAUAAUCAUUUAAGUUAUGUAAAAGAGUCUAUGAUAGGUCCUAUAAAAAUAAAGCUACACAAUAGAUCCAA